CUCGCUCUCUCUUUCUUAACUCUUUUCUUUUCUUUAAAAGUAACUUUUUUUUUUUAUAUAAUAAAAUAUCAAAUAUGUCUGGAGGAAAAUCUGGAGGAAAAUCUGCUGCUGGUGCCAAGUCCCAGACCCGUUCUGCUAAGGCUGGUCUCCAGUUCCCCGUCGGUCGUAUCCACCGUCUCUUGCGUCGUGGAAACUACGCCCAGCGUGUUGGUGCCGGUGCUCCCGUCUACCUCGCUGCUGUCCUCGAGUACCUCGCUGCCGAAAUCCUCGAGUUGGCCGGUAACGCUGCCCGCGACAACAAGAAGUCUCGUAUCAUCCCCCGUCACUUGCAGUUGGCCAUCCGUAACGAUGAGGAAUUGAACAAGUUGCUCGGUCACGUCACCAUUGCCCAGGGUGGUGUCCUCCCCAACAUCCACGCCACCUUGUUGCCCACCAAGACCAAGAAGGCCGGUGCUUCCCAGGAAGUUUAAAGAAAAAGAAAAAAAGAAAAAAAAGAAAAUAAUAAUAUGAUGAUAAUGAUGAUGAUAAUGAUGAUGAUGAUGGAUUUUCCUACAAUAUGGAAGAAGCUUCAUUUUUUGCUUUAUUUUUUAUUUUUGUUUUUUACACACGAUAUUCAUCAUUCGAUUACGAUUGGACUUUUUCAUCAAACCUCUUUAUCCCUACAAGUUCAACGAUCUUGACCACCUUUUUUUUUCCAUACAACAGAACCACUCACUCACUCACUCACUCACUCAUAUAUACAUACAUACAUACAAAAAAAAAGCAUUCAAAAAAUAACGUUGAUUUUGCCCAACCUCUUGCACAAUGUAUACACAAAGAAAUAAUAAUUACCCGAUAUAUAUUUUUUUUCACUUUUGAAAACUGUAAAUAAUAAUAAUAAUAAUAUAAUUUUUUUUAUUAAAAAAAUACUCUUUUUUUUUGGUUUCUUU
Molecule: messenger RNA, 929 nt
Organism: Phycomyces blakesleeanus NRRL 1555(-)
Lineage: Eukaryota; Fungi; Mucoromycota; Mucoromycetes; Mucorales; Phycomycetaceae
Exons: 1
Coding region: 75-470 (131 amino acids)
Cellular component (GO): nucleosome
Molecular function (GO): structural constituent of chromatin; protein heterodimerization activity; DNA binding
Source: RefSeq, a predicted model, not a curated record